UUGUUUCCAUCCAGCAGGAAAAUAGUACCAUAUCCGUUUCCCGCCAUUUCUGGUUGUUGUCUUGCUUACGAGAUAGGUUACCUACCAGACAGUAGUUUCUCAUUCCCAGACAUGAGGCCUUUUUGCCUUGUUAUUAUCGUUUUUUAGAGCGCUGUGAUUUCUACAGCCGUGAUUCGAUGGCGUCUAAGGCGACACCGACCGACCCUUCGAGCUACAUAGGUCGGAAAGUGAAGAAGGAUUUUGGAGUGCACGGCUGGUUCAUAGGUCGCGUUGAAUCGUACGAUUCGAACGAGAAUUUCUUCCUGAUCAAAUACGAGGACGGAGAUUGCGAGGAGGUCGAGUUACAGGAGCUCGAAAGUAUCCUCGUUAAGAGAGGGAGACCGAAGCGAAACUCUAAUCCUCCCAUUCCGCAGCCAUCAGGAGGAACCGAUAGUGUAGCCUCUGCGCCGUUCUCCCCUCUUCUCGCGAAUAAGCGUUCUCUCGCAGCUAAGCAUACUCCCGCAGCGAACCAUACUACUCCUGCAGCGAAGCACGCUACUCCUGCAGCUAGUAAGCAAACCCCGGGAUCGAUCUCCUCCAAGAGAAAGCAAGCGGCUCCUGCUGCAUGGCGUCACUUGACUGAUUCUGCCGCGGACAGACGGUCGGCGGAGCCAAGCCAGGCAGUCCCGGAGGGUACAAAUGCCGUUAGGCUGCCUUUUUCAGCUGAAGCCGUUUUACAGAAAGGCAAGGGUAGCGUGGGAAUUUCCGCUAACCGCGUCAGUCUAGGAUCGCACCAAUCCGAUGCGUCUCCUGCUGCGGCUCAUGCAGCGAAGCCCGUGCUUUCCGUCAGGGACGCCAUUAAUCAGGCACGAGCGGCUAAGAGCCAGUGGAAGCAGCAGGCUCAGAGCAAGGCCAGGCGGAAGGCUCCCAAGAUCGGCAGGAGAAAGUCCUGCGGAUCAGCCCGCGCUUCUGGCGCCGAUACUGACAGUGAGGGCCACGAGGAGGAGGAGAACGACAGGGAUGGGGAGGCGGAGGCGGAGGCGGAGGAGGGUGCUAGAGGGGACCUCAUUUUGUCCCAUAAUAGGGCUGUGGGUUCGGUUGCGGAGCAGUCCCCCGGCAAGUCGUUCCAGGAUCUUUUUGCGUCGCAGGUUGACCUGCGGCAAGUCGUUCUGGCGCUACCCGCACCCAACGCGCCACCGAUAUUCCAGCUCCCACCUCCACCCGACGCUGGGCGACUCGCGCUGCAACCUGCACCAGAUGCACCGUCACAGAUCUUGUCCCCUCCAGCUCUCCCAGCUUCUCAGACGCCCCCACGUGCCGGCCUCUCUACCCCGUUAUCCUCGUUAGUAACAGUCCCUGGUCACGCGCACGAUCAAUUUGGCUACAAUCUGGACCGUUCUGUACCGCGCCCACCUCCCUUCCCUCCUCCGCCUGUAUCCACCCUCCUCCCGCCUUCCUCAUCCGACCUGCCGGUUCCAGCCGAGUCUGUGCUCGACCUCCUCUCCGUCUACUCCUUCCUUCGCUCCUUCUCCCAGCAGCUGUUCCUCAGCCCGUUCACCCUAGACCAGUUCUGCCACGCGCUCACCGUCCCGCGCGCCAGUCCGCUAAUAGACAGCGUCCACGUGGCGCUGCUACGUGCCGUGGAGGACGAGUCGCCGUCAGCAGCAGCGGCGGCAGAGGGAGGCGCGGGAGGUGCGGGUUCUAGGAAGCAGGAGAAGGACAACACAGGGAGCGUGCAUCCCAUGGAGCUGGACAAAUCAUUCCUGGACGAAAUCACCUGGCCGGAGUUCCUCCUCCUCUUCCUCUCCUCCCACUCCGCCUCCCGCCCUAACAGCCGCAGACUCAACCACUCCGCGCUCGCCUCUUUUGACUACUACCUCCUCCCAGCCCCCACCAAGCUCGACUUCCUCUCUCUGCUCUGUGACGAGGCCCUCGGCAGCCUCAGGGUGCGGCUUGAAUUAGAUCGUCGGCAGGGGGAGUUGGAGAGGAAAUAUGCGCUGGCGGGGGUUGGGAUGGAGGAGGAGGAGGAGAAUUUAGAGGAUGUGUUAGCGCCGCUGGAGAGGCAGGGGCGGAGGAGGAGGGGACGGAGAGGCGGAGGGGGGGAGGAGGAUGAGGACGGGGAUGUGGUGAUGGGGUAUCAUAGCCUUGGGAUCUCCGCGCUUGCUGCUGCUGGGGUUCCUUCCGGUAUGGCAGGGUUGUCAGCUGUAGGAACCUGUGGUGGUGGUGUUGGCGGUGGUGCUGCUGCUGAGUCAGCAGGCGCGGGUGAUGAGCUGGCGGACGGGAACGCUGACGAGUGCAAGCUGUGCGGAAUGGACGGCAAUCUGAUCUGCUGUGACGGGUGCCCUGGCGCGUUCCAUUCCCGCUGUGUGGGGGUAGUGGUAGCAGCCCUGCCGGAUGGGGACUGGUUCUGCCCGGAGUGUGACAUGAAGAGGAGGAGUGGGGAUGUGUUGGGUGCGGUGGUGCCUGAGGGGCUGAGAGGGGAGCACCUGGGGGAGGAUCAGCACGGGCGGGUUUACUAUGGCACCUGCGGCCGUGUUGUCGUGUCUGAAGAGCGUCACAAUGGCACCCAUGUCACGGCCUACUACAGCCCUGCAGACAUCCCACACCUGCUGCACCAUCUAGCCACCUUGGGACCUAGCUUUGCAGCUGUGCAUGAGGCGGCUGCCGCGUUCGCUUGCUCCGAACACCUGCAGCUAGAGAAGGCUGAAGUGGAGGCUGAAGAUGAUGCUGGGCUGCUGCAGCCAGAGGCGUCGGAAGAGGAUGCUGAGGUGCCUCGGAUCGGGGCGGCUGAAGAGAAGGCUGAGCUGGCGCAGAGUGUGGCGGAUGUGGAGAUGAGUGAAGGGGUCACAGCGGAUGUAGACGCGGGUGAAGGGGGCACAGGUGAUAAAGAGGGAGAGGAGGGGCACGCAGGUGAUGUAAAGGUCGAGGAAGGGGGUACAGCAGUGGUAAAGGCAGCGGAAGGGGGCACAGGUGAGGUCAAGACAGAGGACGGGGGUGCUGCAGAGAUGAUGACAGGUGCAGGCGCUACAGAUGAGAUGGAGGAAGGUGGGGAGGAUACUGUUGAGCUGAAUGCAGUGACAGGGCGGGGUGGAGAAUCUGUGGCCGUUGAUCCGACUCAGAUGGCACCAGAGACAAAAGAGGGAGAGGGAGAGGAGGAGGGAAGGGCACAGGAGGAGGGGAAGGAGGAAGUAAGGGCAGAUGAGGGCGCAGAGGAGGGCGCAGACGGGGGUGCAGAAGAGCGAGCAAAUGAGGGAGUAAACGAGGGAGCAAACGAGGGAGCAAAUGAGGGGGCAGAGGGGGUUGCGGAUGGGAGUGUUAGUGUGGGUGCAGAGAAGGGCUCAGAGGAAGGCGCAGAUGGAGGUGCUGGAGGGAAUGCAGGGGUGGGGGCGGGAAAUGCAGCAGAUCGAAGUGCAGAGGACUUUGCAGAUGGAGGUGUGAAUGAGGGUGCAGGGAAUGACGGUGCAGCUGUGGGUAUGGAAACGGCUGAGGGGCAGAGAGGGGGGGAAGAGGGCGGAGACAAGGGGAGAGGGACGGGCGAGGAAGGGACAGGAGGUGAAAUGGAGGGAGAAAGAACUUCGGAAGGUAGGGAAGGAGUGGAUUCGGUAAGGGCCGCGGAGGUGGGGACAGGAGAGAAAAGUGGGGCAGCAGAUGUGGUGGGUCCAGCUGCAGAGGCUGCAGAUUUGGCAGAGCCUGUAGGACUGGUGAGUGGGGCAGAGGCAGUUGAGGCUGGCAGUAUAGGAGCAAGGGUAGAAGGAACAAUGGGAACAAAAGAGGCAGGAGCAGGAGGACAGGAGGAUCCUAUGGAAGUGGGCCUCUCUUGUGCUCUGGAGACUGAACAGCUCCCGCCAGCAGACGAUGUCACGGCUGAGUUGCUGCCAGGCACAGGAGAAGGAGCAGAUGCUCUAGGAGUCGAAGGAGCAGCCGGAGGAGACGGAGCGAUUGAAGCAACAGCGCAAGAAACGGCUUCAGCGGCAGCAGCAGCAGCAGCAGCAGGAACGGCAGGAGCAGUAGAAGGAGAACCAGCAGUGGCAGGAGCAGCAGAAGGAGUAAAGGACGAAGCAGGGGAAGCAGCAGGGUUAUUGGAACGAACGCAGUUGGAAGAGGCGUCAAAUGGCGGCGAGCCAGCACCGCUUGCCACAACGGAAGCAGAGGCAGCACCGGAAGAAGCCGACAGAGAGGGAGAAGCCGACAGAGAGGGAGAAGCCGACAGAGAGGGAGAAGGAUCCUUCAAUGCAGAGCAGCAGAGGGCGGUGCAAGACCCCAGCAGCAGAGCAGCAGAGGAUGGUGAGCUAGGGAAACCGCAGGGCUUAUCUGACCCUUCCCUUGCACCCAAGGCAGGCUUAGAGAACGACUCUCAAGUGAACGACGCCGCAUGGCACAAGCGGGGAGGGGGGAGAAUAACCCGGGUGGUGGCACGGCUGUGGGAAAGGCUUGGGGCAGCUGGUCCUUGGGAGGCUGGAGAAUCUACUCCUGCUGCUGUUGCUAGUGCCGCUGGUCCUGCUGAUCCUGCUGCUGUCGCUAGUGCUGCUCCUGUUGUUGGGGUGGUACCAGAGAGCCCGUGUCAGGUAGCAGCUGUAGAUGGUGGGGUAGCCCAGGCAGCUUCUCAGGCAGAGCAGGAAGCACAGCAAGCACAGCGAGCACAGCAGGCACAGCGGGCAGAGCGGGUGGAGCGGGCAGAGCAGGUGGAGGAGCGGGUGGAGCGGGCUAGACAAGCCGAACUGGUGGAACAAGCAGAGCCGUACGUGAACCGCUAUGCCCUGGGCGUGGUGUCCGCGGGGCUAGCCCUGGCCCUGUGCUCCGCCACUGAAGCCGCUCAGGAGGCGGAGAGGCGAGCGAGCACAGGUCGAGAGAGACAUGACGAUGACGACACGGAGCACAGGACUCGACGCAGCGGCCGCAGACCCAAAGGCCUCAUUUCUGUCACCGAGCAGAUGCGAGUCUUUGCCAGAGCCAUGCCUGCAGGCUACUGGCCCACUUCUGGUCAGUUUUCCGGCCGCGGUGGGGCCACAGGAGGGUCUAGAAGCUCGACUUCAGCUGCUGCUGCUGCGGCGGCGGCAGCGGCGGUGCAUGUUCUCAAGGAGAGAUGUGGGUGGUGCGCCCACUGCCAGGCGGCCCAUCGGAAAUACUGUCUGCUGGUCUCUGCUGCCCGCGCUGCUUCUGCCACCGCUGCUGCUGCCGCUGCGGUGGGGAACGUCCGGGCUGCUAGCCAGCGCAGGCUCGGGGGAGGCUUGGCGGGAGGUUUGGGAAAGGGGAGGUUUGGUGCGGGUUCGACAGGAGGGGAAGCGGUGGCAGGUGGAGUGGGAGGAGGGGUGGAUGGGGGGAGAGUGAAGGGAAUGGGAGGACUGGGAGGGGUGCGUGCGGUGAGGGGAGAGGAAGCGUUGAGGGAGAGGGAUGGGAGGCUGGAUGCUGUGGUAACACGGUUGAUGUAUCUCGAAGGGCAGCUGCACCCCCUAUUAGAGGGCCCUUGGAACGAGUUCAACUGGCGCGGGCAGUGGCGGCAGAGCGCCGUGCAGGCGGCAUCACUACUCCAAGCGAAGCAGCUUAUGAAGGAGGUCGCCUGCUCCCUCCGCACAGUCGCCCUCUCCUCCCAUUGGUCCGCCGAACCGGAACCCCCCGCGCCCCUCCCCUCCGGCCUCCCGUUACAAGCACACCUGGUGCCUGUCGCCCCUGCUGCUGCCUCCCGCCUCUCUGGUAGGAGGCGGAAGUCCCAAGGAGGGAGAGGAGGAGUAGGAGGAGCAGGAGCAGGACCAGGAGCAGGAGCAGGAGGAGGAGGAGGGGGUUCGGUGCCGGCGUGGGUGAUGCUUAUGGAAGCGAGGCGAGGGGGGUUGAGAGAGAAAGUUCAGUGGUUCAGAGGCCAGGGCUUGGCUCGGCAUGCUGCGGACUGGGAGCAGCUGCCUCAGGACUUGGCUCGGCGGGCGGCUCGGCAAGGAGGAUUCAAGAAGCUUCCUGGCUUGCUGUAUGGGGUCCCUUUUGUCAACCGCCGCGGUGUGCCGGUGCGAUCCCAGAAGGUUGCGUGGGAGGCACGAGUGGAUGCUGCUCGCACGGUGGCCCAGCUGGCUGUGCAGCUGCGAUCGCUGGAGGGGUUGAUUCGCUGGGACCAGGUCAACUCCCCUGCUGGCCCGCCCUCGGUUGCUGUUGCUGCUGCUGCUGCCGCCGCUGUAGCUGCUGCUGUUCGUGCUUCUGGUGCUGGUGGUGGUUCAGGGAAUGAUGAUGACGUGGAGCAGAACUUGCUUUCGCUGUGUGAUGUGGCGUCCCGCGAUUCGUUCGUUUUGGAUAAGGACUUUCGGCCACCGUAUGUGAAGGGGAGGAGGUGGAGGGGGGAGAGGGGAGUGGAGUAUCUGCUGGUGGUGGAGAGAGAGGAGGAGGAGGGGGAGGAGGGAGGGGAGGGGGAGGAGGAAUGUGAUUCCGAGGAGGAGAGGAGAAGGAAGAAGAAGAGGGCGAGGGAGAGGGUGAGGGCGUGGAGGAGGAAGCAGAAAGAGGUUAUUGAGGGAGUGGGGGCGGGGGCGGGGGUUAAGGAGAGGAAAGGGAAGGCAGGGGUGAAGAAGGAAGCGGAGAGAAUCAAAGAGGAGGAAGGGCAGGAAGCGAAGAAUGUGACAGGAAAGGAAAUGCAGCAAGGUAUGGAGACUAGGGAAGUGGGAGUGAAGGAGGAAAGGCAGGAAGAGGUGAGGGAAGGUGUAAGGGAGGAGUGCGAGGAGGUGGAGAGGGAGGCCAAACGGGCGAGAAGAGGAGAGGCAGAAAUAUGGGUGGCAGGGAAAGGGGAGGUAGUGGGAGGAGAGGCAGAAAUAUGGGUGGCAGGGAAAGGGGAGGUAGUGGGAGGAGAGGCAGAAAUUUGGGUGGCCGGGAAAGGAGAGUUAAUGGGGGGAGAGGCAGAUGCAGCUAUUGAAGAAGCUAUCGGAGAAGUGGAAACUCCAGACCGGAAUAUCCAAGAAAUGGCCGCUGAAGCCGUGAAGCACGAAGAGGUGAAGGCUGAGCAGGUGGAGUCUCAGGGGGGUGUGGCGGUGGAGAAAACUUCUGGGGCUGCUGGACAGGAGACCCAGGAUGGUGGGGAGAGAGACGAUGAUGAUGUGGAGGAAGUGGCAGGAAACGCAGAAGAGGUUUGCGAGGUGGUUGAUGAUGCUGAUGGUGAUGGUGAUGGCGAUGCUGAUGCUGAUGCUGAUGGUGGUGUUGCUCGUGAUGAUGGUGGUGAUGGCGGUAAGGGCGAUGACAUUGCUAUGGUAGACUUAUCGCAAGAAGAGGAGGAGAAGGCGCAGUGUAACACUGGUGGUGGGGCUGAGAGAAAGGAGGAGGAGGAAGAGGAGGAACGAGAGGAGAGUGAGGAGGAGGAAUACGAAGAGAGGGAUGAGGAUUUGUUUGGAGAGCAGGAAACAGGGAGAGGGAGGGGGAGAGGGAGAGGAAGGGGAAGAGGUAGAGGGAGGGGGAGAGGAAGGGGGAGGGGCGGAAGAGGGGGGGGCGCUGGGGGAACAGGGAGGGGGGGAGCAGGGAGGGGGGGUGGAGGGAGAGGGAGGGGGAAGCGGAAGAGGGGGGCGCAUUUGGUUGAGUACAUGAGAGCGAAACGAGCUGCUGCUGCUGCCGCCGCUGCUGCCACUCCUGCUGAUUCUGCUGCUGGUGCCGAUGCUGGGGUUGCUACCCGUCUAUCUGGUGUUGCUGACGUGGAAGGAAUUGGAGUGGAUGGAGGCAAAGGGGGUGCUGAGAAGGCGGCAGAUGGGGCAGACGGAAGCGACGCAGCGAGGGAGAAGGGAGGAGGGAAGGAGGGAGGGGGGAAAGGGGAGGAGAAGGCAGGGAGGAAGCGCAAGCGCGAGCUGAAGCCGGAAAUCAUUCCGGUGGAGAACAGGAGAGUGACUAGGAGCCGAGUGAAGGAGGAAGAUGGAGGGGCGAAGGCUGCGGUAGGGGAUAAGGGGAAGGGGAGCAAAGGUGUGGCAAUGGGUGCUGAAAAGGCAGGGAAGAGGGGAAGGGAGGAGGAAGAAGAGGAAGGUCCAGUUGUUGUGAAGGAGGAGGAGGAGGUGGAGGAGGAGGAGGAAGGAGUGGAGGAGAAAGGUGGGAGAGGGAGAGCGGUUGGGAGAGGUAAGGCUGCUGGUGCCACUGUUGGUCUGAGCCAAAGUGGCUUUGCUGGUGCUGAUGUUGACAGAAGGAGGCUCGCAAUGAAAAGGGAGGAAGACGGCGAGGAUGAAGAGGUGAAACCAGGGAAGGAGAUACAGGAGACGAUGAAAGGAGAAGUACAGGAGAUAGAGGAAGUGGAGGAGGAGAGUGAGGAGGAGGAUGAGGGGGAGGAAGAGGAGGAGGGAGGGGGUGUGUGGGUGCUGGAGAGGCUAGUCCCCUUGGAGCUUAUCCGAGAGUUUGAGCACCGGAGGAGAACAGAGAUAUGGGAGGAGCAUGCGAAGCUGGUAAGGGCAGAGAGAGAGGCAGCAGAAGCUGCUGCCCGUGCCGUUAUCAGCAAGUACGUGCGGGAGAAGGUGCGCGCGAUGAGAGAGAGGCGUGAGCUGAUGGUUCAGGCGAUGAUGGUGCAGUGUCGGGAGCAGGAGGGGCGGAGGAAAGGCGCGAGGGAAAGGCAAGGGCAGGAGAGAGAGGAGAAGCGGAAGAGGGAGAGGGAGCAGGAGAGGGAGGAGCGGCGGGAGAAGAAGGAGCAGGCGAAGGAGGAGAGGGAGAGGGAGCGGCAGCGCAGGAUGGAGGAGAGGGAGAGGGCUAGGAGGGAGAGGGAGCAGGCGAAGGGGGAGAGAAUGACAGUGGUGGUUGGGGCGGAGAUGCAGGCUAGGAUUGUGGCUGAGGCUCGGGCGAGGAUGCAGAGGGAAACGGAGGAGAGGUGUGCUGCCAUCCAUGCUCGCCUGGUGGCCGUGCAGCAGCAAGCAAUGCCGAGCAGAGGCAUGCAGGGUCAAGGCAUGCAGGGUCAAGGGAUGCAGGGUCAAGGGAUGCAGGGUCAAGGGAUGCAGCAGCAGGCAAUGCAGAGCGGAGGCAUGCAGGGUGAAGCGGCGCAGGGCCAAGAUGGGGUACUUCUAGAGGGGGAGGGGCAAGCAGCUCUAGGAUGGGCAGGAGAGAGUGGCAUUGAAGCGGGAGGAGCAGGGGCAGGGGCAGCAGGAGGAGCAGCGGAGAUGGUGGUGGAGGGAGGCUCGAUGGCACCUCUGGAUCCGUGCAGAGUGUGCAUGCGAGGGCUCUUUGAUGCUGGCGCGGAUCAAAUCUUCAUAUGCGUCUCAUGUAAAGCUCUGACACAUGCUGCGUGCCUCUCUCCCCCCGACCUCCUCCCUCCGGCCUUCCACCCCGCCCCUCCCGCUGAGCCCUCCCCAUCCCCAUCCCCUCCCCCCCUCCUCAUCGUCUGCCUUCACUGUGCUCUCACCGUCUCGCAACAAGAUGCCAUUGCUGCCACCACUGCUUCUGCUGAAGCAGCCGCUGCCGCCGACGCUGCUGCUGCCGCUGCUGCGGCCUCUGCUUCUGCUGCUGCGGCUGCUGGUGCUGCUGGUGGUGGUGUUUAUGGUGACGCUGCUGCUGCUGCUGCUGCUGCUGCUGCUGCAGCAGAGGGGCAUGACGAGGAGCGGAAAAAGCGCCGGAAAGUUUUCCGGGCAGAACACCCAGUUUGGACGCUGCCCGGGACCCCGGGCAACCGGCACACAGUUGCGGGUUACUAUUUCGCUGCAGGAAAGGGCGACAAGGGGGAGAGGGAGCGGUCGGAGGGGGAGCAAGGGCUGCAGCUGAAGUGGAUACCGGCAGGGCCGGCGGGGAGGAAGGCAAUGAGGGGGUAUGGGGUGGAGGAGGGAGGGGGGGUGGCGUGUAGACUGUGCAAGGAGGGCUAUGAUGAGAGCCGCUUCUACGUCGCCUGCAACUUCUGCGACGGCUGGUUCCACGGUGACACCUUGCAGCUGGACGAGCAGCUGGACAUCCCGAUCCUGCUCUACUUGAAGUGCAACCGCUGCCGUAAGAUCGCCAACAAGCUGCAUCCCUGCCGUCCAAACCACGUGGACCCUGCUGAUUGGCCCCCACAUGGCUCUACUGCCGCUGCCCUCGACUCACAAGCAGCAGAUGCAGCAGCAGUAGGGGUCAUGGGAGUUGUUGAUACUGCCCAAAAAGCAGCAGCUGCAGGUGCAGGAGCAGGGGCAGGAGGAAGAACAGGAGGGGAAGGGAAGGCGGGGGGAGGUGCCAGGGGUGGGAGCAAAAGAAAGGGGAGCAAGGGCGCAGGGACAGUGGAGCAAUCGCCUGGUUACCCUGGUUGCGCAAGGGCUGCUGCCACCGCAACUGUGACUGCGCCCGGUGUGAUUAUAACAGCAGAGAACAUCGACCCUGAGUCGUUCUUCGACCCGCAGUUGACAGUAACGGGGGAUAGGGCAGUGACUGCGGGAGCAGAAGGGUGGGGCGGAGGAGGGGGGGGAGGGGAAGGCGAGGAUGGGCCGUUCUGGAACAUUCCGCUGCCCACGGAAACUGAUCUCAUGGAUGGGGCGGCCAUGGAGGCUCAGCUCAUGGGCACUGCUGGGAUGGGCAUGGGGGGUGCAGGAACUGGCGCAUAUGCUGCUGCUGCUGCCCGCAUGCCUGAUGGUGGAGCAGCUGAUGGUGGGGUGCCUGAUGGUGGGGUGCCUGAUGGUGGGAUGCUGGAUGGUGGGGUGCCUGGUAUUCCUGGUACAGGCGCUUUUGCAGGCGGUGAUUCUGUAGGUGGCGCUGCUGCUUCUGCUGGUGCGGGUGCUGCUGGCCUUGCUGGUACCAAUGGUGCCAAUCCGCCACAAGACCAGCUGUGGCAGUAUCAGCAGCAGUUUCAUAAUCCUCACCAGCAGCAACACCAGCAGCAACACCAGCAGCCGCAGCCGCAGCAGCACCUACAGCAACAACAGCAGCAACGGCAGCAGCAAUACCAGGAGCCGCAGCAGCAGCAGCAUGGGCAGACACAGCAGGCAUGGGUCCCUCAUCAGGCGGGGCCAAACCCAGGUGGAUUUUCAGGUGAAUUUUCAGGCGGCAAUUUCCCAGCAGCAACAGCAAGCGGGGGCAGCAGCGGGGGAAGGGGGAAGGGAGGAAGAGUAGGGCCAGGAUUGACAGAGGCGGCAGCAGCAGCAGUGGCAGCCGCUGCAGCCGCUGCACCAACGUGCGGAGGGGCGGGAGGGGCAGGAGGGGCAGGAGGGGCAGGAGGGGCAGAGGGUGGAGGCAGGAGGCUGCGCCCACGCAGGCCUCGUUCGGCGUCCACUGCUGAUAAAGGGGAGGUUAUUAACGAGGCUGCUCACCAGAUGAUGAGUGCGAACAGUGGCAGGAAAGGUCCUGGGAUUCCUUUAGUGCAGAACCUUCCUGGAAACCUCCCCGCUGGACGAACCGUGUUGUUACCAGCAGCAGGGCAGAUGGGGCCUUCUGCUCCACCCUCUGCUCCUCCUCACGCCGUGCCUCCCUCUGUGCCCCUCUCACAAGGCGUCUCCCCCUCUUCACUCCUGCCGGCUCCUUCCCCACUUAAUCCCUUGAACUCACUUUUUCCAAACCCCUCUCUAUCCCCUCUGGACGCCUCCUCGUUUCCUGUGCCUGGGGCUACUACUCCAGGAGCAGGAAUGUGGCUAGAAGGGAGAGCAGGCGGAGGGAACUCGGGUGGGGUUUCUGGUCAGUUGCAUGGUAUGGCGCUGCAACAGCAGCGGUAUCAGCAGCAACAACAGCACCAUUAUCAGCAACAGCAACAGAAUCAGCUGCAUCAGCAGAAUCAGUCGCAACAGCUAUAUCUUCAUCAGCAGCAGCUGCAGCAGCAGCACAAUCGACAACUGCAGAUGCAGCAGCAGCAGCGGCGGCAGCAACUGCUGAUGCUGCACGAGCGUUAUCAGCAACAGCAGCAGCAGCAGCAAUAUCAACAGCAACAGCAACAGCAACAGCAAUAUCAACAGCAACAGCAACAGCAACAGCAACAACAUCAGCAACAGCAACAGCAACAGCAGCAGCUGCGGCAUUUUCAUACCAAUGCACAUUUGACCUUCCCCCUUCCCCCCUCACACUCCUCAUUGCCACCCAUGCCGCCCACCCUGCCACCUCCCGCACACUCCCCGCAACCACCCUCAGACGCUCAGGCCCCCACCGUCAUUCCCCCCUCACGCCUCACCCCCACAUCGCCAUCACCUCAGCCAUUUGACUCAAGGCACUCUCAAAUUUCCCCAAUUCCAGCUGAAGCUCAAAAUCCCCCGAUUCCUCAGAGUCCCCCAAAUCCCCAAAGCCCCCCAAUUCAAGCUGAAACGCGCACCUCAGACGUGCCUCCCAUGUCUCCGGGGCAGUUAGCUGCGCUGGUAGAGUCCCAGCUGCUGGCACGGGGAUUUGACCCCGUGGAAGCAGCAGCCGUGGCGGCUGGGGUGAGGGACGGGGACCAGCGUGCGUUUGAGGCCGUUGCGGCUGCUCUCAGGCCGAGCAAAGGGGCUGCGGGGCAGGCGGGCUCACACCAAUCUGCUUCGGCAUCUGCUGCUGGCGAUGCUGGUGCUGGUGCUGCUGGUGCUGGUGGGGGGCUGGUUGAGAACGGUUCUGAGCAACAGCAGCAGUGGCAAGAGCAGCAGCAACAGUGGCAGCAGCAGGGGCAAGGCCAGCAGCAGCAGCAACAACAGGGGCAUGAGCAGCAGCAGCAGUGGCAGCCACAGCAGCAGCCACUGCAGGAGCAGCAACAGGGGCAAGAGCAGCAGCAGCAGUGGCAGCUGCAGCAGGAGCCGCAGCAGGAGCCAGUGCAGCAGUGGUCACAGCAGCAGCAACAGCACUGGCAGCCGCCGCCGCAGCAGCAGCAGCAGCUCAGUCAGCGUGGAUCCCGGGUUGGGAGAUCGCAGCAGCAACACCACUGGCAGCAGCAAGAGCCACAGUGGCAACAGCAACAACAGCAGUGGCAGCAGCAGCAACAGGUGGCGGGUGAUGGCAUGUCAGUGCAAAACACCUCCCAACCACAGCAAGCACCCAUGGAAGGGGAUGGUGGAACGGGCCAAGAGAACAUAGGUGCAAACAAUGAGGUUAACCCAGUGUUGCUUGAACAAUUCCAAGCAAGAAUUGAGUCUGGUGGAGACAUGGGAGCUGGGAUGCUUUGGGAAGGGAAUGAGGCAAGCAAGGAGGCGAAUUUGCCUGUGACUGGAAAUGUGGGCGAUGCCAUGGUGCUCAGUAGUGGUGAUAUGAUGCCAGGUGCCACUGAGAGUGGCAAUGCUGCUCUCGGUGGUGUAGACCCUUCAUUGAUGUGGAACAAGUGGGGAUAGUAGCUCCUUGAUGUAGCUUCAUUGAUGUAGACCCUUGUGUGCAAUUCGACCACAU
This is a messenger RNA of Closterium sp. NIES-67, 13188 nucleotides long. Lineage: Eukaryota; Viridiplantae; Streptophyta; Zygnematophyceae; Desmidiales; Closteriaceae. The record is from the annotation of a GenBank genome assembly.